GUUUCGACUCGGAAAAGCUAACAAAAAACUUAGAACAGCAUGUUAUCACAGCUCCCAUUUUUGAAGCAUAGUCCGAAGGACCCGUGGCUUAAAUCUCGGUAAUUGUGCCUUUGCUGCCAGGUGUCCGAGGUCAACGGUGAGCAAUUGAUGUUUUAUUGGUGUUGACCUGGCAAUGCAAUGUAUCUUGGUAAAGCGAUAAACCAAGGAUCUACCUUGUCUACCGUUGAGACACUUAUUUAGGGUAACUCGGUGGAAUUCAGCUUACAGUAUCAAUGGAGUACAGCAGCAAAUUCCUGCCUUUUACUGUUCGCAACGUCCUUUCUCAUUCCUCAUUGGAUAAGGUUUGCUCCCUUAGGCCUUUCCGCCUCAUUUUUCCCAGGCUCCUUUCCCCUUUGUUUUGUUCCUUCCUGUCUAAAAAAUAUCUGGUCUCCACAGGACAGCCCUAUUUCCCCACUCCAAUUCCAGAUCAGCAUGUCUGCGUUACCGCUAUUGGUAGCUGUAGUAUGCAUGCGGCAGGAACAUCACAGCGUGCCCUAGCCGCUAAACGGAAGACAGCGAGAACGGAGCAGGACCGAUAUCACCUGUCACAACUUCUGUGUAAUGGUGUGCAACAAAUUCUCCACCAACUACUACUUGUGAAAAAGGUACCACCAUUUGCAUCGCCAUACGAAAAUCCUUGUCAACUUUCUCCCAUUCCCAGAGGGAUCGCCAAUAGCCAGCAAUUUCUAGCAGCAGGGGUAUUGGGCCGGCAGGGGUCUCGGUCCACUAGUUCUUUUCCAAUACGCUAAGAGCCGAAACAGGUUAUAUCGGGAAUAUAAUUGAAACCUUGAAGUUGACAGUGGAAUUCCAACAGUCUAUACAGGCCCAAAGCACUAUUUAUUGUCUUUUUCAGACGGCCUCCGACUUCGGGAGGCAGCGUUUCCAUUCUUUCCCGAUGUUAUGAUCCCAUCAUCAAGCCAGACUCUCUUUUUUUUCGGCUCUUCGGCAGUUGAAUUCAAACUGGCUAUACACAUGCUACAUUCUACUUC
Molecule: messenger RNA, 1028 nt
Organism: Pichia membranifaciens NRRL Y-2026
Lineage: Eukaryota; Fungi; Ascomycota; Pichiomycetes; Pichiales; Pichiaceae
Exons: 1
Coding region: 273-788 (171 amino acids)
Source: RefSeq, a predicted model, not a curated record